Culex quinquefasciatus (southern house mosquito) is the source of this 798-nucleotide messenger RNA. It is a transcript of the gene PolZ2, whose product is annotated as mitotic spindle assembly checkpoint protein MAD2B. Lineage: Eukaryota; Metazoa; Arthropoda; Insecta; Diptera; Culicidae. The record is from RefSeq and is a predicted model, not a curated record. Bases 123 to 728 code for a protein of 201 amino acids. Gene Ontology annotation, cellular component: zeta DNA polymerase complex. The transcript is spliced from 2 exons.
UGCGUGAAAAUAAUCGUAUAACAGUUUACCAGAACGUUUUUACUUCUGCAGCAUGCAAAAUUAAAAUCACUUAAAACGACGAUUCCAGUUUAAAAUCAGUGCAAAAGAAUAACUAUUUCACAAUGACUUCCACCAAGGAAGCAGACGUAGAAACCGACACAAUCCUCGAACUGCUAGAGAUCUUCAUCCACUCAAUCCUUUUCGCGCGCGAACUCUACCCGGCGGCAAUUUUCCGACCGUGCCGAGCCUACAACAUUCCGGUCCAGGUUUCGAUAUUCAAACCCUUGAACGACUAUCUGGAAAAGACGCUUCGUGCCGCCCGGGAACUCAAACGCCAACGCAAACUGCACAAGGUAGAACUGCUGGUGUACAAGGAGGAAUCCGCCGGUCAGCUGGAAAGUUACGUCCUAGAGCUGGAGGACCGCGAGUUUCGGCUCGAAUCAGACGAGCACAUGAUUCAGCUCGAGGAGCAGAUCCGGCGCUCGCUGUUGAAUUUGGAUCGCCAGCUGAAGGCGCUGCGCAAGCUGCCCUCGGCGGCAACGUUCAAAAUCUUGCUCCACACGACGGAGGCGGCCUUUGUGCGCCUCGAGAACGAUCCCCGGCUGCAGGGCGCUCCGUUUGUGCAGGAGGCUGGCCAGGACGCGGGUCAUAAAACCAACACGCAGUUGUUGCCCGUUUCGCAUACGGCCACCGUUGGGGUGCAGCUGUACGUCGAGGAGUAUCUUUGAAGGUGGUUGAUGAUGGUUAGGUAUUUAUUGUUGAAAGUUGUAAUAAAUCAUUCAAAAUAUUUUAAAAUGA